ACGGUGACGCCUUGCUCACCAUGUCAAAGUGGCUUUGUGUUGCAAGUGGCGUUGUUGUUGGCCUGCCUCGUGUUACAACACCAAGCGGGGCAGGUCGGUGGCAACGUUUUGACGUCGCUCAAAUCCAGCAAACGGUACUCUACUCAUCUUGGCCGCUUUUUUGUUGCUGCUGUCGCGGCCGCAUUCGCUGUUGCUGCCGCUUCAUAUUCGUAUUUGUGUUUUGCAUAAUUUUAAGAUUUUUGAUGAUUGUUUGGAACUGUUUAAAAACAGACUGACAUCGACGAAAAAUUAUCAAACCGCAAGUUGUUCCAUUCGAAUAAACACAUAGUGUAAACGGUAGUGUAGCCAAAUUCGAAAAACAGAAAUACAUACAUACGUACAGUAAAUAUUUUUACUGUCCUGUUCGACAUUAACCAACAACAACUACCUACCUAUAACAACAUGAAUUUGUAUCUCACCGCCACUUGUAUCCUGCUGCUGUCUGCCAGUGCAUUUGCCGACCCCAUUAAGGAUAAUAAUGUCAUCCCAGCGAAUAGUGGAUUUAAUAAGUGUUUAGAAGCAGAUUCUAUCUCGUGCCUGCAACUAACGCUCUUCCGCAAAGCGAAAUCCUUCUUCGAAAAUCCACAAAUCGAAAUCGUCGGCGGUGUUUCCCUCAUCAAAUCCAAUGAAGGACGUCAAGGCAAAUCAUUCGAUGACAAUGCCAUCGCCGUAGAGGCCGCACCCACCGUUGAGGCACGCACCAGCGAAAUGGGCACCUACUUCAUGAAUCACGCCAAGAACUUCUUCGCUGAACGCUCAUUGAACUUUAACUUCGCCAAUGCUGCACGCUCAGUGGCGCGUGCCAUUCCCGAUGACAUCAAGGCCGAUUUGCGUGAGUUGGUUGUUGAGUCGCGUACCAAGAAGAAGAAGCUGUUGAAAAAAUUCCUCCCCAUCCUGUUGGGUGUUGGCGCUAAGAUCGCCAUUUUGGCUGUUGGUGCCCUCUUUGGUUUGCUCUUCUUGGCCAAGAAGGCGCUCGUCGUUUCGGUUAUUGCUUUCUUCUUAGCCUUGGCUGCUGGUGCUUCAAGUGGUCUGAGCCGUUUGGGCGGCGGUGGCGGCGGCGGUGGUCUGCUCGGCGGUCUCGGUGGUCUGUUCGGUGGCAAGAACUCUGGAUCCGCAGCCAGCUCUGGUGGUUGGUCAUCGGGUGGUGGCGGCGGCGGCGGUUGGUCUUCAGGCAACUCUGGCUGGGACUCGCACGGCGCCUACAGUUCACCAGUUGCGCAAACAGUUGCCUACUCUGGCUACAAGCAAGCCCGACGAUAA
Messenger RNA from Rhagoletis pomonella (apple maggot), 1299 nucleotides. It is a transcript of the gene Osi6, whose product is annotated as glycine, alanine and asparagine-rich protein. NCBI's taxonomy places the organism in Eukaryota, Metazoa, Arthropoda, Insecta, Diptera, Tephritidae. The record is from RefSeq and is a predicted model, not a curated record. The coding region runs from base 442 to 1299 and encodes 285 amino acids. The transcript has 2 exons.